Messenger RNA from Cercopithifilaria johnstoni, 339 nucleotides. Lineage: Eukaryota; Metazoa; Nematoda; Chromadorea; Rhabditida; Onchocercidae. The record is from the annotation of a GenBank genome assembly.
AUGCGAUUUGCGAAUGCUGCUGGGAUCAGUUUCUCAGACUUACAUAAAAAAGUAGUUCUUCAAGCAAAUUUCCCAUGUUCUAUAUAUGCCAGUGAUGUGAAGCCAAAUUUUGGAUUUAAAGCAAAUCUGGCAUUGCUGAAAAUGAGUUGCUCAAAACUGAAGCACUGGGCGAAAGUGAUCUAUGAGGAAACGAAGACUGUAGCAGAUAAUGAUGUUCUAAUGAUUGUGCGAUUGCUACACGAUGAAAUGAUCGAAAAUGAGAAGAAAUCACCUCGAGAAACGCAGUGGUUAUGGAAAGAGGAUACUGCGUUACUCCACACUUUGCUCAACAGUGAUUAG